Messenger RNA from Colletotrichum chrysophilum, 4386 nucleotides. RefSeq lists its product as uncharacterized. The transcript is spliced from 8 exons. Gene Ontology annotation, molecular function: nucleic acid binding; ATP binding. The coding region runs from base 1 to 4386 and encodes 1461 amino acids. The record is from RefSeq and is a predicted model, not a curated record. NCBI's taxonomy places the organism in Eukaryota, Fungi, Ascomycota, Sordariomycetes, Glomerellales, Glomerellaceae. Gene Ontology annotation, biological process: intracellular transport.
AUGGCCGACAACCCUCAGAGCGGUAGCCCAAAGUCGGAUCCCAUCGACGCCAAGGAGGAUGCUGAGACCGCUGCUGCUCGCAAAGAGUUGAAGCAUACGGCCAUUUCAGAGAAGUCUGAGGGGGCCACCGGCGCGACGACGCCCCAACUGAGUGCAGGCGAUGAGCAAAAGGAGCAAGUCUCGUCACCCAAGAAGAAACAGAAGAGGGCCCACGACCAGCUAGACGACGAGGACAGAGACGCUGAGGAGGCGGACAGCAAGAGCGUAGCGUCAAGCGAUUCUGCCAAGGACAGGGCUUCGCGACUGGAACCCGAGAAGAAGAGGCACAGAGAUGGAGUGACUGUUGACGCCGCCGCCGACUCUUCUGUAACAUCGCCCGUCACCGCCGAAACGAAAACGCCGAACAGCAUUUCCACCACGACCGAGGCCACGUCCGCAGCAGCAGAAAAUUCUGCCAAGGAGGAGAAGCAGGGGACAUCGGCUGCCGCUUUUGCCAGUUCUGGCUUCGCCAAGCUGGCCGCAUCAAGUGCGUCCCCGUUUGGCUCUUUGGGAGACUCUACAAAAGGCAGCGUUUUUGGCGGAUCAACGUCCUCAGCAUCGCCAUUUGGCUCCCUGUCGCCGUCCAAGCCCGCUGCGGCUCCUAUUGCCGCACCGACAUUGAGUUUUGGAGGCGCUGGCGCCGCCUCAUCGCCGUUCGCCAGCGUUAAGACCGCCGGCGCAAACGGUUUUGGUUCGGCAUUCGGCAGUGGCUUCGGCAGCGCACUGUCGGGCAAACCCUUGACGAGCUUUGCCAAGGCAGGAGAGUCUUCCUUCAAAAGCGAGAAGCCUGCCAAACCCUUUGGCGCACCGGAAAGCGACGUGGAAGACGGAAGCGGCGAUGACGCUGACGGCGAUGAUGGAUCUGCUUCAGAGUCCGGUGACAAGGAGGAAAAGGAGGAGUCUGACAAGGAAGAAUCCAAGGCUGGUGAUGAUAAGAAGCGCACCAAGCUGCAGAAGAUCACUGUCGAUGAUGGCGAGGCCGGCGAGGCUACGAUAAUUCAGGUCAGAGCCAAGAUGUUCUAUCUGGAGAAGGAGGUUGGUUGGAAGGAGCGUGGCUCCGGUAUGCUGAAGAUCAACGUCCCUGAAGCUUGCGUUUCGUUUGAUGACUCAGGCCUUCCCAUUCCCGGUUCUUUUGAUGCAUCGGGCCUGGAGAACGACGAGGAUCCAGAGGCUGGCAACGGCACGGCCCAUAAGGUUGCCCGUCUGAUCAUGAGACAAGAUCAGACACACAGGAUACUUCUCAACACAGUCAUCUUGCCUGCUAUGAAGUUCCAGGAGAAGACGUCUCUCAAGUCCGUUGGAGUCAUGUUCACCGCAUUCGAGGGUGAAGAAGCGAAGCCCGUCAGCGUUCACAUGAGGAUGAGUGCAGCCAGCGCCAAAUCGUUCCUCAGUGAGAGGCCGCUUUGGGCUCCUCCAAAAGGCGUCAACUUUGCCUACGUUGACGAGAUCAUGUUGCAAACCGAGGUCAGAGGGGCGGAGCGCGACGUGACAUUCAAGGCGGGACGGGACUUUCGCUCUCAAGCACCUGCUCCCGAUGCUUCCGUUGGCGGAAUAUCUGGCCUUGAGAAGCUAGACCAACACCCCGAUGAGCGCGUCGAAGGGGGAAAAGAAGUGCUGUACUUCGAAUUUGUGGAUGGUGACCUGAAGCGACAAGUCAAGGACAAGAAGACGGGCGAAAUCACCAAGCCAAACAGGAAAUUGAGGGAAGAGACCCUGAAAAUACCCGUUUACAGCCAGAAGCAGAUGACGAAUCUCAUCGAGAGAAGGAAUCAGAAGUUCAUUGACGCAAUGAACGUAUUCAUCAACCAAUGUAUCUCGGACAAUCUCGACCCCGAGCAGGCUCUGUCCAAGGCAGCAGAGGCCUUUAUACCAGUGCCGACCGCCCCGGAGGAUCCGCCCGAAAAGAGUCUUGGAGCGUUGCCCGAAUCGAUACCUACGGAACGGAAGAGCAUUCCUGAAAUCGUGCAGGAGCUGAAAGACAGCCCGUGGUACACAGGACAGAUUGUACCUGAUGGUCACCGCGUGUUUGAGCCUCAGGAGGCCGUCUAUGGAGAUCUUAACUUUCUCCUCAGUCAGGAUUUGGUCAAUGCCUUGUACAAUGCUAAAGGGAUCACACAAUUCUUCGCCCACCAAGCGGAAGCGAUUAACGGUCUGUUGGAGGGCCAGCAUGUAGUUGUUGCCACUUCCACGAGCUCAGGAAAGUCUCUCAUCUACCAGCUUCCGGUUAUACACGCUCUAGAAAAGGACUACCACACACGAGCAAUGUACAUCUUCCCAACGAAAGCGUUAGCCCAGGAUCAAAAGAGGAGCCUGAGGGAGAUGCUGAGCUAUAUGCCAGGGAUGGAAGAUGUGCUCGUGGAAACUUUUGAUGGAGAUACGCCCAUGAAAGAACGAAAUGCGAUCCGAGACGAAGCAAGGAUCAUCUUCACCAACCCAGACAUGCUGCACAUAACGAUUUUGCCACAGGAAGAGAGAUGGAGAACGUUCUUGAAGAACCUGAAAUACGUCGUCGUCGAUGAGUUGCACUACUAUAACGGACAGAUGGGAUCUCAUGUGUCUUUCAUCAUGAGAAGGCUGCGACGAAUUUGUGCCGCGGUGGGAAACCGCCACGUCAAGUUCAUUUCAUGUUCGGCGACCGUCGCCAACCCCAAGCAGCACUUCAAAACAAUAUUCGGUAUUGAGAAUGUCGAAAGGAGUUUUUGUGCUGGAACACUCCAUACCGAGACCCAGGCGAUCCAGCUAGUGGACGAGGCGAUGCCAUGUUCGAAUCAAGAAUUAGAAUCUAUUGGGCGGCCGGAGUGUGUCAAUAGGGUCAUGGGCUACAGGGGAGGCUAUACGGCCCAGGAUAGACGCAGGAUCGAGUCGGAGAUGUUUGAGGGAAAGCUGCUUGGAAUCGUUGCCACUACAGCUCUGGAGCUCGGUAUCGAUAUUGGCACACUAGACUGCGUGUUGACAUGGGGCUUCCCGUACACAAUCGCCAACCUACGACAGCAGAGCGGACGAGCCGGACGAAGAAACAAAGACUCGCUCUCCGUCCUAGUGGGAGAUUGCUUCCCCACUGACCAGCAUUACAUGCAGAAUCCCGACGAACUCUUUACCAAGCCCAAUUGCGAGCUGCAGGUUGACCUUGAAAACAUGCUGGUACGAGAGGGCCACAUCCAAUGUGCUGCUUACGAGAUGCCUGUAAGGCCUGUGGAGGAUGCCGAAUACUUUGGUCAAGAUCUUCCCCAAAUCUGCGAAGAACGUUUGCUCAGGGACGCCAUGGGCUUUUAUCAUUGCCACGAUCGAUUCCGGCCCAUUCCGUCGAGGUUUGUUGCCAUCCGCGACACGGAAGACGAUCAUUUCGCAAUCAUCGACAUUACUCAUGGCAAGAACGAAGUCUUGGAGGAACUGGAGGCUUCAAGGGCCACGUUCACGAUCUACGACGGCGCCAUCUUCCUGCAUCAGGGAAGCAAGUACCUCGUCCGGGAUUUUCAGCCAGACAGGAUGAUGGCACGAGUGGAACGGGUCAAGGUUGAGUGGACCACGACGCAACGAGACUUCACCGACAUAGACCCCAUCGAGACAGAAGCGAUCCGGCGAAUAUCCGGAUCUUUGUCGAAGGCUUUUUACGGCACGAUCAAGAUCCAGCAGAAUGUAUACGGAUUCUUCAAAGUCGACAAGAAGAAACGUGUUCUGGACGCUGUUCAUGUGGACAACCCUCCCGUCAUUCGAUAUGGGAAGGGGAUGUGGUUGGACAUACCGAAAAAGGCGCUGCAGAUCCUGGCCGACAGACGACUACACAUUGCCGCGUCCAUUCACGCGGCAGAGCAUGCCAUUUUGAGUCUCAUGCCCAACUUUGUGAUUAGUCUGCCCGGCGACGUGCGAACCGAGUGCAAGGUGGCGCUCAAGGAGUUCGCCAAGAAGGAGUCGCAGAGGAAGCGGCCAGGUCGACUGACGUUUUACGACGCAAAGGGCGGUGCCAGCGGCUCGGGGAUUAGCACCAAGGCUUUCGAACACAUUGACCACCUUCUGCAGCAAGCACUUAAACGAGUCGAGGAAUGUUACUGCGAGAGUGGCUGCAUUGAGUGCGUGGCCUCGGAGCUCUGCAAGGAGAACGAUGUCAUGAGCAAGGCGGGCAGCCAGGUCAUUCUGAAAGCCAUCUUGAACAUGGAGAUUGAUGUAGAGGCUCUGCCAAUGGGCCCCGAGGAGCAGUGUCCGGCGGGGUUAGAGACAGUGAUUGUGGCCCAGCCUGUGCCACCCAAAGACCGGAAUAACCUGAGGCUUAUUGACAUCAAGGAGGAAGAGUUCGAGGACCAGGACACGGUGCUUUGGGAGGACGCAGAGGUGUGGACAGGCGACGAGUGA